AUGAAUAAGUCAUAGAGACGUUGUUGAUUUAUUGUAACCAUAUUCAAUAGAACUAGAUCUAGCGUAGACUAGUCUAGUUAGAAUUAACUAUAUGCAAUUUUAUUCCAAUACAAUAGCAUACAUAAGCUUGAUAUAGGCUAGAGACUCGAAGAGAGAAUGUCAGAUAGGCCUGCAAGGUCUCGUAAGCCAGUAACCUAUUCUGGUUUUGAUGAAGGUUCUGAUGAUGACUUUGCCUGUACCACUCCACCUGCUCCAAAGAAAUCAAAGACAUCGAAAAGUGACGAAAAGGGAAAUAAAUUAAAAUCAACAGUGAAAGAAAAAAAAUCAUCAUUACUUGCAGAUGUUGAUUUAUCAUUAAUCCAAGAGUCAGAGUCUGGGAAAAAAAGACGUGCACCUUUAGCAGAAAAGAUAUAUGAAAGAGAAUUAAAAGCAGCUCUGCAGUUGUCAAUACAAGAAGUGAGUGCAAGUCAAGAAAUGUUAAAGCACAAUGGAAACUCUGAAAACCUUAAUCCCACACCUGAUGAGGGGUCAAAGUCCAUUUCCGUGACACAUGAACAUAGAAGUGAACCUGAAAUUAAAAAACCUGCUCCAAUCAUUGGAGUAACUAUGGAUGAAACAAUUGAGAUCUUGGAGAAUCCUGCAAGUGACAAGAAAAACUGCAAGGUUUCUAUGAGUAGACCAAAGAGAUCUACCACUGUAAAAACUAAACCAAGGAAAUUAAUUUUGGAUGAUAAGAGUGAAGAUGAGAGUGACUUCAGCUCUGAGCAAGGGGAGACAAGCGAGGAUGAUGACAACCAGAGUGAUGUCAGUGAGGAGGAGGACACAGGGAGUGACAGUGACUAUGGUGGCAAGGUCGGAAAGAAAAAAACAAAACCAGAUAGGACAAAAUCAAAGACACCUAUAAAGACAAGCAAAGAUGUGAAGAAUAAAUUAAGCCAUGCAGCGACACCUGACCCUUCCAUGCCACCUUUAAUCAGCAUCUCCUCCAAGCCCUCUUUGCCAGUACUACAGAACAUUAAACCACCCACAUUAACAGCAGUCAGGGAAAACAAUGUGAGUUCACCAGCUCCUGUACCAGUCACAACCAAGGCUUCUACACGUGCCUCAGCCUCAACCAAGGCCUCACCAUCACUGACAGCCUCAACCAAGGCCUCACCCACACUCACUGCAGCCUGGAAACCUCCAGCUCGUGCAAGUCCUGGAAGCUCUACAUUGAGCAGUGCCAAGUCCCCAACCUCAAACCUUCGUCUGGGACUUUCCCGAAAUCAGACUGUUAAGCCCUUGCACUCGUCUUUUAAAGUUAUAUGACAAAAUAUC
Molecule: messenger RNA, 1317 nt
Organism: Physella acuta
Lineage: Eukaryota; Metazoa; Mollusca; Gastropoda; Physidae
Product: RAD51-associated protein 1
Biological process (GO): double-strand break repair via homologous recombination; interstrand cross-link repair
Molecular function (GO): single-stranded DNA binding; double-stranded DNA binding
Source: RefSeq, a predicted model, not a curated record